Messenger RNA from Prorocentrum cordatum, 6184 nucleotides. The record is from the annotation of a GenBank genome assembly. NCBI's taxonomy places the organism in Eukaryota, Dinophyceae, Prorocentrales, Prorocentraceae.
GUCUGAGCCGCGGGCCAAGGGCGGCGGCGGCAAGGGCAAGAGCAAAGGAGUUGGCAAGGCAGGCAAGACCAACGCGAGCGGAGCCAACCCCCUGGACUACGUCCGCUGUGCGAACUGCUCGUACAAGUGGAACUUCAAGGCCAGGGUGGAGUGCUACAACUGCAAGAAGCCGCUCAAGCCUGCCGCAGUGGACGAGCCUCCGCAGCUACGGGCAUCGGCGUGGUCAUUCGCGCGCGAGCCGUGGGUGCGGCACUCUGACGACUGGUUCGGGUACGAGGCACCGCCACCGCAGCCCGCCCCGCCGUCGGAUGCAGAGUGCCUCGCGGCGUUGGCGGCCAGGCAUCCCGAGCGCGGCCAGCAGCUCGAGGCCAUCAAGAUGGCAGUCGCACCACCGCCCGUUGCGGCCACGGUGUUGCCAGAUGUGGCCCUCGACCGCGCCCAGGCCAAGCAGCGUCGGGCUCAAGCCGCCUUCCUCUCCAAGUCCCAGCAGGUCCACGACGCCGAGCAGUGGCUCCAGGCCUGCCGCGAGGAGGAGGUGCGUGCAGGUGAGCUCGUCCUGGCGUGCAACGUGGAGGUGGAGGAGGCCUACAAGGCAGCAGCGCCCAAGGGCGUCCAGGUGCAGGCGCAGGGGGCGCAGGGGCCUGGCGCCAAGGCUCAGCCUGCCGUGGGCCUCAACGUCACGGCGCUUUUGGCGGAAGACUUCCAGGUCGAGGCAGGCGACGCCUUCAGGCUGGACGACCCAGACCUGGACAUCACCGACACGGAGCGCGAGGAGUUCAACAAGUCCCUGGAGGGCUUCGUCGAGCAAGUCAAGCAGCACGUGCGCACCACCUUCGGUGAGGCCAAGACGCAGCUGGAGCAGAGGCGCAGCGAGAUCGACGCCAAGCACCAGCAGCUGCUGGCCAGGCCCCCACCCCUGGGCAGCCUGGGGCCCCUGCUGGGCCUCCUGGUGCUCACCCUCCUGAGCCACCCAGCCUCCGCGGCCCCGAUGGCGCAGCCAAGUUGGCUCAGCUCAGGCGGGACUUGGAAGCAGCAGCCGCCGUUCCAGCUGGGGACGCAGAUGCGUAAGGCCCAGUCCUGGGGACCUGACGCGCCGCCAGAGGCCAAGCCACGAGAGCCCAGACUCGUCCGCCUGGGCAGGCGGGAGCGGGCCAUCCUGGCCACGCGUAUGCGCCGCAUGGCUCUGCACUGGCGCCCUACCCCGUCGCUGGGGACCACGGCUCAGGACCGCAGGCACUGGGACUCCUACUGCGUGCCGUACAUCUUCCACCAGCUGGGCCCUGGGGAGUACACAGCCAUGCUGGACGACCUGGCAGCCACCACGGGCAGCGGAUCCCGAAUUGCCGAGCGCAUGAGGAUUACACGGGAGUUGGGUGACGAAGCCUGGAACCGCGGAGGGGAGGCCAGGCGCCUCCAGCGGCAGUGGUUGGAGCAUCUGCAAGUGGCUAAUCAGGAUGCUUUCGAGCGUGAGGCGGCUCAGCAGGACCGCACCCAGUCGGCCGCGGAGCGGUGGUUCGACCGCCAGUCCCAGGCGACGACGGGAACGCAGGCCCCCACCGUCUACUUCGACGACCGCAUCCACUGCUGGAGGUUGUGCGCCGCGAAGGUGCUGGAGGCCGACCUCGGCCCAUCCACCUCGACUGGGACCACGGAGGAGCCGCUGUGUUGCUCUGCCUCGCCCGUUGAAUGCACCGAGCUCACUCCCACCCCAGCCGCGUGCAACCUCAAGGGCGGGGACGUCAGUGUCGGCAGUGUUGGCGGCCAGUCCACCUGCAGCGGGACAUCGGCAAAGCCCCAGUGCGACGUCGCCAAGUAUCGACCCUCAGCAGCAGGAGCCCGCAGAGGCAAGCGUCGACAGCGGAGCCACAGGCGCUUCACCUUCCACAGCGUCAAUGCCAGCCUCAGCUGGGGCAAUGUUGUGGGCUACCUCCACGGCGCGGCACACCAGCAGCUCACCGAGGGCAAGAUUCCGAUCAUCGGUUUCCAGGAGCACGGCAAGCGGCGUUUAUGGGCCGAAGAGAGCGCAAGGGCCCUGCUGCCCUUGGGCUGGAGGGCCCUACCCACGCCAGCGACGGACGGCCCGAAUGGAGGGGCCUCGGCGGGCGUCUUGCUGGCGAUACCUGCCUGUGUCGGCGUCACUCUUGCAUCUGGACAGCGACACUGGGACAUAUCUCCCCCAGGUUGUGCAGGCAGGCCCCUGAUGGCCACCCUCGAGGCCAAGGGCAUCGGCAAGUUACUGGUUUUCUGUGCGUAUUGCUUCACUGGUCAGAAGUUGGCGUCUGUGGGCAAUUCAGCUCUCCUGUCAGUUAUCACGGGGUGGGCAGUCAAGCUCCAGCUGCCCUGGAUCGUCAUCGCGGACUGGGAGAAUCUACCUGGUGCUUUGGAGCGUUCGCGGUGGAACAACCAGCUCAGAGGCCGCGUCGUAGCGUGGCACGGGGAAGGGGGCACCAACCGCUCCCCGCACGGUGAGCGCGUGAUCGAUUAUUUCUGGAUGCACUCCAGUUUGGCUGCCAAUAUUUCCCCAGCCCGCAUUGACGACGACGCGGUCUACCACCCUCAUAGAGCCACAUGGGUCGAGUUUCAGCAGCCUUGGUCGGCCUUUACCUGCACCAAGCUCAUCCGACCCCACAAGUUCCCGAUCCCAGGAGUCAAGCCGAGGCACUUCGAUCUCUCGUGCCCAGACGUGCCUGCAGGUUUCGACCCCGAUGCGGUGCCUACCCAGGAGCUCCUGGACGACACCUGGGAGGCGUUCUGCCACGCCGCCGAGGAGGAGCUGAUCCAGAAGGUGGGCUUGGACCCCAGCAGUAGGCAAGCCGAUCAAUGCCGAGGUCGUGGGGGACCACCGCGCUUCAGGAAGUGCCCGUUGCUCCCGACCCACACCGAGGCCAUCGCUUCGCACGGGGAGGCCAAGCGUUGGAGGUGGUUUGCCAACGAGUUGGCUUGGCUGGGCAUCAUUGAAGUAAAGCUUUUCAGCUACACGGGCGCUUCCGACCUGGCCCUCACCACGUUGCACCAGCAGCGGCACGCCUCCAUCCGCAAGUUGCGUGACCGCUUCAGGCACCACAUGCUAUUAGAAGGCGUGGCUGAGCUGCGGGAGUUCUUCGAGGUUUUCACGUCUCGGGACCGCGGCUAUGAAGACUUGCAGGAGCUCUCGGCUUGGCGCCUCAGCUGCAGUCAGUAUGCCUCGUACUUGGAGUGGCAGAUCGGCAAGGAACGUCGAGAUUCCUUCAAGCAGCGGUUAGAGGACGACUUCCCAGGCUCGCAGGGGCUCCUCCACAGGGUCACCAAGUGGCGCCAGGCUUGGCCGGCUCCCAAGGGCAGUAUCUCCAAGAAGCUGCUCCCAGCGGCGCCUCAGGCCGCCGUGGACCAGGAGUUGCACGACUGGUCGAAGGUCUGGACCACUGGCUCAGGUUUCCCCAAGCCGUGGAGGGGCCUCCAGCAAGUCGCCGUCACGCCGCCCAGCCCUCACCACCUGCGCGGUUUGGCCCAGCGUUUCAGGGCCAAGACGGGGAUCGGCGUGGACGGAUGGCAACCCAAGCUUUGGGCCUACCUCACGGACGGCACGCUAUCGGUGCUCGCGUCAUUGCUGGCCUGGUGCCAACAACUGGGGCGGCGGCCGUCCCAGGUCCACCUCCUGCUCGUUUUCAUCAUCGGGAAGCUCGAUGGAGGGGGCCGACCCAUCAUUCUUCUACCUGGCCCUUGCCGCAUCUGGGAGGCGUGGCAGCUGCCCACCAUCAGGAGCUGGUUGGCGGCGCACCCCAGGAGCUACGACUACACGGCGGCGGGCCAAUCAUCGGAGCGUGCGCUGUGGAAAGCCUUGUUGGACGACGAGCUCGUGUUGGGCACAGGCAUACGCGCGGCCGCGAUGCUGGCGGACCUCGCCAAGUGUUAUGAGAAGGUUCCGCAUGAGCGUAUGUGGUGGCUAGCAGCUUGGUGGGGCGGCCCGCUGGAGGUGGUCGCGCUCGCCCUGGAGAGUUUCGCCUUUGGCCGUGUCAUUCGUCUCGGGGAGGCCUGCUCGGCGGAGGUCCUGUCCUCCACAGCGCUCCCAGCGGGCAGCCGUUUUGCGCCCACCUUCCUGAGGUUCUACCUCACGCUGUGCUUAGACGACCUGCUGGGGGUUUUCCGCCUCACGAUCUACUUGUACGUUGAUGACAUCGCCCUGCGGGUCAUGUCCACCGAGGCGCGCGUCUUGCACAUGCUGCCGCAGGCCACGCGCUUGCUGUUUUGGAUGCUGGAGUCCUUCUUGGGCCUGGAGGUAGCCCGAGCGCGGGACGGGGCGAGAGGCAAGUGCUCUUUCCUGCAAACGGCCACUCCGUCUUCAGGCUUGACGCAGGCCAUGGCCGUCCUUGGAGUACCGCCCAGCACCUCCGAGCGGUGGCUCGGCAUCGACUACGGUCCCAGCUUCAAGACAGAGAACCAGUCAGCCCCAGUCAGACACGCGCGGCUUAAGAUAGCCAAGCAGCGUUGGCCUAAGAUCCGCGGCCUUCCUCGUGCACGCGGAGGCAAGCUCAAGAUGGUCGCGCGGCAGGGCCUCGGAGCCUCGGUCGCCUACGGCGCCCGUGUCCGCGGCACGCCCAGGCCCAUCGUGCGUUUUAUCCAGCAGAAGGAUCGGGCCGUCCGCAGGGGCGCCACAGCUUUUACCUCCCGAGUCUUGCACGACGGCCUCGACCCCAGUUGCGCCGACACCCUCGUUCUGGCACCGCUGCUGGCUUGGGCGAGGGAAGCGUGGGACCACCCGGAGGGGCGGCGUGCGCAGGCCACAGCAUGGGCCCGAGUGCAGCAACAGCUUGCGCUGUACAUGGACGCCGACGCUCAGGAGUUGUGGUCAAUGGUGCGCGGCCCAGCGGGGGCCACCUCAGUCACAGUUCGAGCCCAUGGUUGGAGCAUGCCGUCGGCCUUCGAGAUUGUCUUGCCUCCACGAGGCGGGGUGCUCCAAGGAGGGGAUGUCCAUCUUGAUCUACUGCAGAUCUGCCCCAAGUCGGUCGAGGCAGCCGUGCUUUUGGCAGCCCGUUCCAGAGCCCUGUGCCAGUGGGCUAAGGCUCAGCCCGAGCGGGCUGCGCUCCUGCCAGCGCCGUGGCUCACCCCAGCGAGGCAGUUGGUCAAGCGGCGCAAGCAGGACGGGUGGCUGCAACACCAUGCCGAUGCGGUCAAGAAGGCGGUGUUGGGCGGUUUCCCUUCGCAGGAGGCCCUUUUCUUUUCGGGCCAGGCGGACACUCCGCAUUGCCAGCUUUGCGACGACACGACCUGUUUCGGCACCCACCAGCACGAUUACUGGCGGCGCGGCAGCCCGACGCGUGCUACGGUGAGGGAGCAGCUGACGGCCCACGACUCGACACCUACCUUCAGAGACGUCGGCCACCUGGGCUUGUCGGCCUCCUCGUCGGAAGCCUCAAGAUGGUUGUGGGAGCGGGGUUUGCGGCGAACCCCAUGUUACGGCUUGGCUUGGAGCCUACCGUCGCAGCGCGCCCAUUGGAUCGUCAAUGGCGCGGCCCCCGAGCUCACCGAUGUGCUGGUUUCGGACGGAUCAGUCAAAGGCCUGGAUGACCUCAGGCACGGCGGCUGGGCGGCUUUGCAGUGCACAGCGGAGGCCGACGACGUGGUGCAGGGCCUGCACGGCCCACUGCCCUUUCCCGACCCCAGCUCGGUCCUGGCAGAGUUGUGGGGUCUCCUCCACGCCCUCAGGCAUUCGGUCUUCAUCGCGGCCAUCAUCAUGGACAAUGCUCAGGUGGUCCAAGGCCUGGCCCGUGGCAGGGCAUGGUGUUGUUCAGCGGCCAGGCCCUAUGCGCACGUCUGGCUCGAGAUCUGGGAUCGCCUGGAUGACAUGGACAUCCUUCCUGGCAGAGAGUUGUCGGUCACCAAAGUCGCCUCGCACAUAUCGCAGGUCAAACGUUUAGCGCUGCCAGAGGAGGUCCAAAUUCACAUGAGGCACAAUGACUUAGCCGACGAAUGGGCCAAGCAAGGAGCAGACCUCAGCGCGCCGCCAGAGUGGGCCACGUUGCAGGUGAAGCAGGAGCUCAAGGCCACCAAGCGCGUGCUAGAGUACAUCGGGCACUUCAGGGUCCUCCUCGACGGGGUCAGGCACCCGCACGUUCUGGAAGUGUGCCGCGGUUAUUCCAAGUGCACCAACUGCGGCAAGGCGCCGCCGCUCGGCCUGUGCGACAGCGAGCAGACCAUGGGGAUCAGG